Naegleria lovaniensis is the source of this 318-nucleotide messenger RNA. RefSeq lists its product as uncharacterized. Bases 1 to 318 code for a protein of 105 amino acids. NCBI's taxonomy places the organism in Eukaryota, Heterolobosea, Eutetramitea, Acrasida, Naegleriidae. The transcript has 2 exons. The record is from RefSeq and is a predicted model, not a curated record.
AUGAACUCUUCAUCCCUAUGGUGUUGGUUCUCUCCAACUACUACAUCAAUUCUGUUAGACGCUGCAAUACUCUCCAUGGUUUGUCUUACAGGAUGGUUUCUGUAUGGCUCUUUAUGCAUUUAUUGGAAUUACCGAAAAGUGAAACACAUUCCAGGCUCUUUUCAAUACUUCUUUAGCUUUAUUCCGAUUCCGUUUUUUGCUGAACACAUUUAUUUCGGAGGAGAAGACACUGUCGAGAAACUCAUUCAAGAAAGAGGAGAAGCCAAGACUGGUCUCGUUCGAGUUUCUAUGGCCUCUAAGAAUGGUCAUUCUCAAUGA